Molecule: messenger RNA, 1562 nt
Organism: Neoarius graeffei (lesser salmon catfish)
Lineage: Eukaryota; Metazoa; Chordata; Actinopteri; Siluriformes; Ariidae
Gene: ubxn1
Product: UBX domain protein 1
Exons: 10
Coding region: 51-980 (309 amino acids)
Molecular function (GO): protein binding
Source: RefSeq, a predicted model, not a curated record
CUGUGGUUGUGCCGUAGUUGUGUGUGGACGGUGGAGGUGUUACUGCUAUAAUGGCAGAGUGUACGACGUUAGAAAGCCUUCUGGAGAUGGGCUUCGGCAGAAACAGAGCGGAGAAAGCUGUAGUACACACUGGCAACCAGGGCAUUGAGAGAGCCAUGGACUGGCUGAUGGAACACGAGAAUGAUCCAGACAUAGAUGACCCAUUCGUGCCACCAACAGAGAAUGUUCUAGGCUCAUCACAACAACAGAGCCUGUCCCAACCUGCCUCUGAACCGACUGAGUCUGCUGGAGAGAGUGCAGAACAGGGAGAAGCCGCAGAACAGGGAGAAGCCGCAGACCAGGGAGAAGCCAAACAACCAAUGACAGAAGAGGAAAAGAAGGAACAAAUUAAGAGGCUUGAGGAGUUAAUGAGGGUGAAGCAGGAGGAGAGGAGAGAGAGGGAGCGUCAGGAGGAGGUGGAAAGGGAGAAACAGAGGAGGAAACAGGGCCAGGAGCUGCAGCAGAUCCGACAGAAGCUGCAGGAAGAUGAAAUGAAGCAGCUGGCUGAACAGCGCAGGAGAGAGAAAAUGGAGGACCGAUUGGCCAAGCAGAGAGUCAAAGAGAAGAUUGCACGUGACAGAGAAGAGAGAGCACGCAAGUUUGGUGGCAGCUCUUCAAGUACAGCCCUGACAUCACCUUCUUCUGAAACCACGCCCCAGUCUCCUGCUGAGAACCAGGGCCCUCCCCCAGCCAAGAAAGACUACGAUGAGUGUCGGAUACAGGUUCGUCUGAUGGACGGCUCUGCGCUGGUGGCAGUCUUUAAGGCCCAGGAACCUCUGGCAGCAGUGCGAGUGUAUGUGCAGAUGAACAGCUCUGAGGGUGAGGACUUUACCCUCCUGUCCCCUUACCCCCGCCGUGUUUACACAGACCUCGAUAUGGAGAAACCUCUCCGGGAGCUGGGUUUGGUGCCUUCUGCUGUCCUUGUGGUUGCAAAGAAGUAAAAGGCAGAAUAGUUUUAUCCACGUUCUUCCACCCCUUCUCAUAUGGUCAACAGAAGACAAAACGGGUUACAGUCAUGGACUGGAUUUGAUUUUAUCCAUAUCAUUUAAACAGUCAAACAGGUCUUAAUCAGCACAACAGCAGAGUUAAGUGAACACUCAGAUUGUGGUUCUCAUCCUUACUUCAGCAAAUCUGCUGUGUAUUAUUUCUUUGUUUAAAAUAAACAUUUUUUGGCCUGUGGCCCCCACUGUAAAUAAAGUGAACUUAACCAUUAGUUGGUAUAAACAUGCCAUGAAUGAAUGACUUAAAGGGUGCGCCAAUUUUUUUUUUUUUUUAAUAGAUCUUUAAUUCAUGAAAAAAGAUGGCCUAAAAGGACAAAUGCAGGUAAACAUUGAUAUACAUAAACAUCCAGGAUGCCUGUUGGAUCUGGAAGGUGAAGAUAGGAUGUAGGGCUGUUUGCAGUAAUAAGUAAAUUUUGAUGUUUCCCAAGCAUUUACACAGAACAACUUCUGAAACAAAGCCUUGUAUGUAACAGUAUCUGCAUCUCAUACAGAAAGCAUGUACAGUAAAUAUAUUUUUGUUAA